CUCAUCGUUCCCUUUCUGAAAAGGUAUUAUGGGACCAAUUCUAACCUAAAAUGCCAAAUCUACAAUUUAAUUGUUUUUCCCUUUUUGGUCCAACCGUAUCUCAAUCCGCUCGGCCAUCUUUUCUACAUCAGAUUGGCCAAUUUCCAAAGCUGAAACUGUAGUAUAAAUUCACAAGUAAACAAACGAGAAAAUUCACAAACAGAUAUAUUAUUAUUAAGCAUGGGAACGUUCCGCCAAGAACCCUUUGAUCCUUCCAUCCAAGACCUAAAGAUCACACUCCAAGACUCAACCCUACUUUUUCCAUCCCAUCGAACUGAAAACAAAUCCAUUUUCUUGUCCAACAUAGAUCAAAUUCUCAAUUUUAAUGUCCAAACAAUUCAUUUCUUCACAGCUAACCCAGAUUUCGCGCCAGAAGUUGUGGCCUGCAGGCUCAAAACUGCACUUGAAAAACUGUUAGUGCCGUAUGAUUUCAUGGCGGGAAGGCUGAAACUGAACCCCGAAUCGCGCCGGCUCGAGGUGGAGUGCAAUUCUGCUGGAGUAGGUUUCGUGGUGGCUUCCACUCAGUUUUCACUCGAUGAGAUUGGGGACUUGGUUUAUCCCAAUCCAGCCUUUAGGGGGCUUAUUGUUCAAAGCUUGGAUAACUUGGAAGUAGAUAAUCAACCACUUUGCAUUUUUCAGGUGACAUCAUUUAACUGUGGUGGUUUUGCAAUGGGCAUAUCUACCAAUCAUGUCUUGUUUGAUGGGAUAAGCUUCAAAAAUUUCUUAGAAAACCUUGCUUCCCAAGCUUUUGAUGACAAACCCAUGGCUAUCGUCCCAUUCAACGAUCGUCGCCUCCUCGCCGCCAGAUCUCCGCCCCGCAUCACUUUCCCCCACCCCGAAAUGCUCAAGCUCGAGAUUCCAAUCAGUGAAGACUUAAGCCCUCCAGUGUUUGAUUGCCAAAAGGAGCAGCUUGAUUUCCAAAUUUUUAACCUAAACUCUGAUAACAUAAGUUACUUGAAGGAGAAGGCAAAGAUCAGUGGUCCCAAUGAAAACACAAAAAUCACCAGUUUCAACGUAGUCACAGCCUUUAUCUGGCGGUGCAAGGCCUUGUCAUCUGGUAAUAAUAGUCAAAGGUUAUCUACUAUGCUUUUUGCAGUUGAUAUUAGGUCAAGACUGAAGCCACCAUUGCCAUUUUCCUAUUGCGGGAACGCGGUACUAAGUGCUUACGCGUCGUCAAUCUGCUCGAAACUCGAGAAUGAGCCUUUCUCGAGGAUCGUGGACAUGGUAUCUGAGGGGGCUGGCCAAAUGACGGAUGAAUAUACAAGAUCUAUAAUAGACUGGGGAGAGAUCUACAAAGGGUUUCCAAAUGGUGAGUUUAUGAUAUCUUCUUGGUGGAAAUUAGGGCUUUCUGAAGUGAAGUAUCCAUGGGGAAAGCCAAGGUACAGCUCUCCAGUGGUGUACACCAGAAAAAACAUCAUUUUAUUGUUUCCUGACACUAAUAAUAGAUCAAACAACAAAAAUGGGAAUGGAGUUAAUAUCUUAGUUGCAUUGCCUCCCAAGGAGAUGGAGAAAUUCCAAACCCUCUUUCACAAGUUCUUGGCAUCGGACUAAUAAAUUAAUUAAUAAAUAUAAUCUACAAAUUAAUCCGUUUGGAAUGUUUGUGCUACUAUGGAUGCAUAUAUGAUUACAAAUUGUUGUAUGUGUAAGUAGCAUUUUAUAAGCCAUUUGACUUAAUAAUUUGGAGUGAUAAUGUGAUGGUGUGGUGUAUGAAUGCUUUGAUUCAUGAAUUAGAAGCAAAUGCAUUAUGCUGUAUGCUAGAAUGUAUAUCUAAUUAAAAUUAUGCGUUAGCAUAUGGUUUGUUGAUUUUU
This is a messenger RNA of Olea europaea var. sylvestris, 1847 nucleotides long. Its product is annotated as omega-hydroxypalmitate O-feruloyl transferase-like. The transcript has 2 exons. The coding region runs from base 220 to 1590 and encodes 456 amino acids. Lineage: Eukaryota; Viridiplantae; Streptophyta; Magnoliopsida; Lamiales; Oleaceae. The record is from RefSeq and is a predicted model, not a curated record. Gene Ontology annotation, molecular function: acyltransferase activity, transferring groups other than amino-acyl groups.